This is a messenger RNA of Haliotis rubra (blacklip abalone), 1411 nucleotides long. RefSeq lists its product as uncharacterized. The record is from RefSeq and is a predicted model, not a curated record. The transcript is spliced from 4 exons. Bases 124 to 762 code for a protein of 212 amino acids. Lineage: Eukaryota; Metazoa; Mollusca; Gastropoda; Lepetellida; Haliotidae.
GCGAAAUUAUUACCGAAGCAUGUAUAGCUCGAUUUUAUAAGAAACUAUUCAUAGCGAUUCACGUCAAAACAUACACUUACAUUGUUCGCAUUCACGGCUUGCAACCAGUGUGACUCACGAGACAUGUUUUCAGGGUACAAGGCGAUAGUCAACAACACUCCACAUCUGACAUUCAAGAUGGCGGCAACCUGGGCUGUCACUCUCUUGCUUGUGGGAUACUUUUCCGUGUGUAAUGGCACCGUGUGUUCCGUAAGCCGUCGAUCAUCCAUCAAUUACAGAUCCAUCUACUACAAGGUGUACAUGUACUGUUCCAAUAUUUGUUGCGGGACAAUCUACACACGUUACUGCUGUAUCUUAUCAAAGAAAGCCCUCUUGGGCUUGAAGAUCUCUGGAGGCGUUCUUGCUGUCAUCUUGUUGUUAGUCCUCCUCUGUUACAUCCUUUACUGUUCUAUAAAGAACAGAAGACCAAGACGACGACGGGUCACUCAUCCUCCCACUCGGCCCCGUGUGACGUCCUCUGGGAUCUCACGAGGCAUUGAACCUGGCUACGGAAAAAAACCUAUCACCCACUACCCAAUGCCCCCAUCCAUCAAAGCCAACGACCUUACAAACGGUUCCUCAGGUCCAGUGCACCCCCCUGGACAAAACUCUUACGGCGGACAGAUAAAUACUCGGACUCUACCUCCAGGAACUAUUCACCCACCGCCGUCCGUGCCAGCACCUGCAUGGCAAGCCCCAUCCCCCCGGGGCCCCUCAGAGUGACAACCCACCGAUGCCACAGCCAGACCCUCCUAAAACAUCAAAGCUUUACCCUCCUACAACGUCUCCAACAGAUGACAACCCCCUCGUCACUGCUCCAGGGGCUUCAGGUAUCCACCCACCGCCAGCACUCACCCACCUCCUUCCCAGUGACAAAGCUCCGACGACGGCAGCUCCCACAGAAGGAGAAGAAGAAGGAGAGUCGUAUUGACAAUGCAGUGAAUGCUUGAUAAACCUCAAAGUUUUAUUCAUUUCAGGAGUUCGUUUGUCAGCGUAUAUUUUUUUCAGAAAGUUGUCGAAAGUUGCCACAGCCCGACCCUCCUAAAACAUCAAAGCUUUACCCUCCUACAACGUCUCCAACAGAUGACAACCCCCUCGUCACUGCUCCAGGGGCUUCAGGUAUCCACCCACCGCCAGCACUCACCCACCUCCUUCCCAGUGACAAAGCUCCGACGACGGCAGCUCCCACAGAAGGAGAAGAAGAAGGAGAGUCGUAUUGACAAUGCAGUGAAUGCUUGAUAAACCUCAAAGUUUUAUUCAUUUCAGGAGUUCGUUUGUCAGCGUAUAUUUUUUUCAGAAAGUUGUCGAAUGUUUUUGAAGUUUGUUAAAUGUUUAACAGGUUAAAAGUUUAGAUGUUUAACAGGUUUUAACA